This is a messenger RNA of Striga asiatica, 1412 nucleotides long. NCBI's taxonomy places the organism in Eukaryota, Viridiplantae, Streptophyta, Magnoliopsida, Lamiales, Orobanchaceae. The record is from the annotation of a GenBank genome assembly.
UCCAAAGCCAAAUCAAAAGAAAUUUGUAGUAAGUGUUGUAACAAUAAAAUAACAAUGUAAAUUCUUUAUUCAAACUUGAGAGGGGUCUAAUCUACCCAGCAUUUUUGCUGCUCUAGCCUCUAGGGCAAAACACAUAUUCCACUACAUAUAAUCUGACCCGACGACGCCGUUUUUUCACUAACCCAACAUUCGGAGAUUAACUUCGCCGGAGAACAAUGCUCGGCAUUUCGUACGGCGAACUUUUCCUCCUUUUGGGCGCCACCGCCGCCCUUAUCGGGCCUAAGGAUCUUCCGGUUAUCGCUAGAACAGCUGGGAGGUUAGCUGGGCGAUCGAUUGGAUAUGUUCAGGUGGCGCGUGGCCAAUUCGAAAGCGUUAUGCAACAAUCUCAAGCUCGCCAGGUUCAUAAAGAACUGCAAGACACAAUGGCUCAAUUAGAAGCCAUACGUCAUGAAAUUCGAUCCAUUUCAAUCGUGAAUCCUGGUCCCUUGACAACAAGGCUAGUUGAUAACAUAGCUAGCCAACCACCCGUUAAAAAUGCACUCCUCCUUUCGAUACUGAUUUGUUUCAAGAUUCAUGAUUGCUUUAUAGUGGACAAUGGGUCUGCAAAACCUCCUGAAGGCCGUGCAGCAAAAAUUGAGAUCAAAGAGAUCAGUAGCAUGGCCAAGGAGUUGAGGGGCUCAGACGUAUUGUUGGAGGCAGUACUUGAGGAGGAUGUAGCACGUAAUGCAAAGGGGCCGCUUGAUGCACUUUGCCUUCUUGACAUGCUUGAUUCUUGCAGCUUUAUGCAUAACUGAUGAUCUUAUUCAUGUUAGCAUUUUAUGAAGCAACUUAAGUCCCGUAAGUUUGAUUAUAUAGCUCAAAUUUGGUCCGUUCAAGACUUCAAUUUUUUGAAUCAAGCAAAAUUGCAUUUUUUUGUUGUGUUCUCAUGAAGUGGGGUCUAUUACUUACGAUUCACCAGUCGAACUAAAUCAUCUUUUAUUAUGAAAAGAUUUUCCAACGGUCCAGUUAGGUUGGUACCACUGCAUAAAGCGCAAGCACAUUUAUGUAUGGUUUUUAGACGCGUUAAAAAGUGGCUUUUAUUUACAUGUACCUAAUGGCUGAUGAAAGCUAUCUUUUUGUAUAAAGAAAUUUCUGGACAUGUGAUUUUAAACCAGAAUCUAUGGCAUAAUUUGAUAUGUCGAUUCGGAUUCUUGGUGGAAUCACAUUCCUGAUCUUUUGGCUUGGCCUUAGUUUUCAUUUUUUCUUUUUCACCCGAAUUUUCGUAUAAUCAAAUAUUCUCUUUAUUUUGGAUAUUGCAUACGUUGUUCUGUUCUAUUUUAUGCAGAGCCCAUUUCGUGUAGUACAAAUUAUUGUGUGAGGCAUCUAACUGUUUAGAGGUUUGAUCCGUCAUAUAUAUAUAUUUGUUAAUGAAA